Danio rerio (zebrafish) is the source of this 2413-nucleotide messenger RNA. The record is from RefSeq and is a predicted model, not a curated record. Lineage: Eukaryota; Metazoa; Chordata; Actinopteri; Cypriniformes; Danionidae.
GCAGGAGCUCCAUCACUGAUGCAGAGGAGAGGAGGUGAGAGAGGAACAACGCAACUCACUGCUGCGCAACUAUACUUUCACCUGCUGCAACAACACGUAACAGCCCAAAGCUGCCGCUCUUUCAUUUUUGCACGAGAACAUUUGUAUCUUUUUUUCAACGCAUUUUGCUACGUUUAAGUGAUGCUGCUGUGGAAAUGCCUCUCAUUUCUGUGGUUUAGUUGAUGUGUGUGGGCAGAGGAGACGAUCUUCCGAUCUGGGACUGAACUGAGCGGAACUGAAUCCAUUAAGCCGAUCACACAGAGGAUGGACAUACAUGGGAGAAUAACACUACAGCGCAUCUUUGACUUGUUUAAUUAGUUUAGACUAGAAAAACAACAACAACAACUACAUCGAUAUCUUUAAUUCGAGCUAUUAACCGUAUGAAUAAAUUAAAACGGGUAAUUUUGAGUUGAAGAAAUUGUAAAUAAUGGGAAACUAACGCCGUCCGACUACUUUGAUAACAUUUUGUAAGCCCCAACAGGAGUUUUUCUUUCAAAGACAAUAACAACGUUGGAUUUCCACAAUGGCAGUAAACACAGAUACGGAGUUUGGUAAAUCAAAUCUGGGGGAGAGUGGCGGCACGCAACCAGCCGAGACGGAGAAACUGCUCGUGACCACCGAGCCCACCGGGGUGAAGACCUCUAGCUCCUUCACCGUCAGUGUCGGGGGCGACAAGACUCUCGACGGGGACCAGAAUGGCCACAGUCUGCCGCUGAGGUCCGGUUCGGCGGGGCAUCUCGGCGCGGCUCCUCUCUCUCCGUCUAGAGUGAGCCUCAGCCGCACUUCAUCCACCGGUAAUGCCGUCCAAGAGCAGCAAAAACCCAAAGACUACCUCAUACUGGUCAUUUUUUCCUGCUUUUGUCCCGUGUGGCCAAUAAGCAUCGUUGCACUGGUCUAUUCAAUUAUGUCCAGAAACAGUCUACAGCAGGGGGAUAUGGAUGGGGCAAGACGUUUGGGACGUUUGGCUCGUCUGCUUAGCUGUGUGGCCAUCAUCGUGGGCCUCCUGAGCAUCAUAAUAUAUGUGGUGGUUGCAGUUACCGGAAAGGGGACAAAGUAAAGAUGACUACUACUACUACUACUACUACUGCAAAAAAACCCACAGAUGAUGUAAUUAAAACAAGAUCUCCCUCUUAUCAAUAACGCCACAGAAGAUGAAAAAGAAACGAGGACUGUCGCAACUAAAUAAGAUCUGAUUAAGUAGCGAAAAUGCAUGCAGUAGGUUAGCAUGCUCAGUGAAAAAAUUAAAUAAAUUCAAAAUCCCAUAUGUUAAAAAGAACAGUGAUGGCUUGCAUUAUGUAAAUGAGAAAUACUGCUGUAUCGGCAAAAAAAAAGUGGCCUGUGGAUGAUGACACAAAGGACAAGGACUUCUUCUUUUCUUUUCUUUUUUCAAAAAUGGAAAACGUCUACACACAGCUGCAUUUUAACCUUAUAUUACUCCUGGUCGAUCUUGCAUUUGAAAAUUAUGCACAGAAAUAUUUGCAACUAAUAAACUACUGAUGUAUGUUUUAUAGAAAAGAUUUCUAUGUGGAGUCUGAGCUGAGGGAUUGAACUAGGGUCGACUUAUCCAUGUCAGGUGUAGAAACGAACACUGGGGUUGGAGGUUUCAUUUUUCUCCAUUUAUUUUGUAGGUUUGGAUUUCAAACAAAUGACCACGUGCAUGUCUGACCUUGUAUGUGAAUAAGUGUCAGCAUUUUCAAUGACUAUAUCUUUUUUUAAUCUGUGAGAGUAGUAGUGGGAGUCUACAGAUGGGACUGUACAUCGUUGUCCGUAGUGUGUCAAAUGCUAUAUUCUGUCAAAGACACAGCAUUCAUGGAGAGCUCAGCCUCUCAUUACACGUCCUGUACUAGUCUAGUUUUCUUUAGAGAGGUAAGACUGUAACGAUACGCAUGCCAGGCCUCUCUUUCCUAACAAAAACUGCUGGAGCAUGGACAUUCAUCUAGAGGCAUGCGGCGGCCAGCACCAUUCUGUGCCAAGACCUUUAUAUCAGUAUGCUAAACGCACCACAGGACUAUUCAUCCUUCCCCGGGUUCUUUCCAGGACAGAAUGUCAGACUCCCGGUCAUAAAUCUCCCUACUUAACCCUUAUAAAUAUGAGAUAUAUAUCAACAUAUUUAUAGAAAUAUUUAGGCAUGCUGUGGGUGGACAAAACACUUUCUAUCUUUAAGAAUGAGCUUGUGUGUAAGACCGUGUCCUAACCAGACGCAACGUGAUAAGACUCUUGUCUUGACAGAGUUACAUGACGUAACAAAAGAUACAAAACAAUGUCACAGCCAAUCAGAAGAGAGUGUAGGCAUGAUCGUCUGCAAGUGACGAGUUUAUAACGCAUAAUACAAAAUAACCAGAGCAUUGUUAAAAUACAUGCUGAAUGACUGUUA